This is a messenger RNA of Carassius carassius (crucian carp), 996 nucleotides long. Its product is annotated as nectin-3-like. Gene Ontology annotation, biological process: heterophilic cell-cell adhesion; homophilic cell-cell adhesion. The record is from RefSeq and is a predicted model, not a curated record. The transcript has 6 exons. Bases 1 to 996 code for a protein of 331 amino acids. Lineage: Eukaryota; Metazoa; Chordata; Actinopteri; Cypriniformes; Cyprinidae. Gene Ontology annotation, cellular component: adherens junction.
AUGCAAACUGUCUUUGUGAAGGAAGUCAGCAACAGUGUUAAGAUUAUUGGUCAUGAUACAUCAGUCAUAAAAGGAGGAAAUGUCACAUUGUUUUGUAACCUGACUGAGACAAAAGAGAAUUUCACUUAUAUCGUCUGGCAGAAACAGACAAGAGGAAACCCUGAAAAGGAAACCAACAAAGACCAUAAAACCGAACACAACCAUUUACUGGACAAGGUCAAAUUUAUUGGGAAUAUUAAAGAGAAGAAUGGAUCAAUUCAGCUCCUGGGAAUGACACUGCAGGAUGAUGGGAUCUAUACUUGCAUCUUCAUAUUUCCCAGUGGAAAAAAUCAGACAAACAUCAAUAUCACGGUACUUGUUCCUUCGGUGGGGAAGGUGAUAGGGAGGACACAUGUUUCGGGUCAUUUCGACAAAAUUUUGGCAUCGUGUGUUGCUCACAAUGGCCGGCCUGCAGCAGAUGUGUUUUGGAGGUUAAGUGCUCUGAAUGACUCACUGAGAACAGAAACCAGCUACACAGAGCACAAAGAUGGAAGUGUCACGGCUGUGUCCCACAUACUUGGUGCACCAUCUAAGUAUCUAAACCAGAAGAAGAUCCAGUGCGUGGUAAAACACAGCACACUGACAAAGGAACUAGAAGUUGACUACGUAAUAAAUAUCCACUAUCCUCCAGAAUUGGUGGAGAUAUCUCCUGACAAUCCAACAGAGACUCAACAAUAUCUUUGUUCAGUGGAUUGUAACCCAACACCAACCAGCUUCAUCUGGACCAAAGUAAAGGGAAGUACUCUACAUUCUGACAGCAACAAGCUUUUUGUCCCAAAAUCGUCCUCUGAUUUUAAUGGUAUAUACAUCUGUACGGCAUCAAACCAGUAUGGAAGUGCUUCAGGUUUCCUCUAUGUACAUAAGCCUGGAUCCGCUGAUGACUGUUGGUUUCCUCUUGGUUUGGUCUUCAGCUGUGCCGUCCUGUGGUUUUUUUCUGGUCUACGUAUUGAGCAGUGA